AAGUUGAAAUAUGAAUCUUUAAUUCGAGCUUGGACCAUUCACCGACCACUGUCCGCCGUAAGCCGCUAAACUCAGCCUUCACCGACGCCAAUAAGUGGCCAUUUCCACCACAUUUUCCACCUCCGGCUCUCCGAUUCCGGCCUCCGGUACCUCAAAUACUCCUAAAACCUUCUCGAAUCUCCAGAGAACUUUCUAGAACAAGCAUUUACCGAAUCUACACAAUUCGUAUGCUCUAUUUUACGGAAAUGACAUUGUGUUAAAGGCGCGUGAGAGAUGUCCGUAGGCGAAUAUAGCGGCGAUCACAACGUCCUGUUACGUUCGAAUUCAUCGGCGUCGGACGGAGAUUUAGAAGGUCAGUUACCGCAUAAGACUGGUAGUAGUAAAGGCAUUACGGAUCUAUUAAAGCGUUUGGAUCGAGGAUUUUCGAAUAGACGAUCGUCGAGUUUAAAGCGUUCUGAUAGGGACCACAGUGUUGCUUCUACUAGCGGUUCUGGUAACGUCUGCGCUGAUGAAAUUCUCGGUGAUAGUGCUCCGCCGGAGUGGGCAUUGCUGCUAGUUGGAUGUCUCCUUGGCCUCGCUAUUGGACUUUGUGUUGUGGCUUUCAAUCGUGGGGUACAUGUAGUACAUGAGUGGGCUUGGGCUGGUACUCCUAAUGAGGGAGCUGCUUGGCUUCGCUUGCAAAGGCUAGCUGACACUUGGCAUCGGAUACUUCUAAUACCAGUCCUUGGUGGAGUCAUUGUGGGCAUGCUGCAUGGUCUGCUUGAAAUAUUGGACCAAAUAACACAAUCCAGUUCUUCACCGGGACAAGGAUUGGAUUUAUUAGCUGGAAUCUUCCCUACUGUAAAGGCAAUUCAGGCAGCUGUGACUUUGGGAACUGGUUGUUCUUUAGGUCCUGAAGGCCCUAGUGUAGAUAUAGGAAAAUCUUGUGCCUAUGGAUGCUCAGUGAUGAUGGAAAACAACCGAGAAAGGAGAAUAGCUCUUGUCGCUGCUGGUGCAGCUGCUGGAAUUGCUUCAGGUUUCAAUGCAGCAGUGGCUGGCUGUUUCUUUGCAAUUGAAACAGUUUUAAGACCACUUCGUGCAGAAAACUCACCUCCAUUUACAACUGCAAUGAUCAUAUUGGCUUCUGUCAUAUCGUCUACUGUUUCAAAUGCUGUACUCGGAGAGAAACAAGCUUUCACUGUGCCCACGUAUGAUAUGAAAUCUGCUGCUGUUCAUGCUUUACUCCGUUGAAUGGAAAUAUUUGUAAUUAGUGAAUUUUGGCAUGCGAUACAUGGUUCCAGGUCCUUUUCCUGCUCUCUGAUCCUUUAGUGCCGUUUCUCCUAUGAUAAUUUCUCUGUUUUUGUCUGUUCAUACUUACCGAUUAUCAUUCAUAUGCUAGCUUUUACUAACAAAGGUAGUGACAAACAUGUUUUGCUGAGUAUUCUCUGAUUUCUAAUUUAUUUAGCAUUUAGGAUUGGUACAUAUUCCUGUACUGUUGCUGUCAAGCAUGGAUUAUGUAGCUCUUAAUAACACUUCUAUGUGAUUCGGGAUUGUUUUGAUUUAACAUACAUUUUUUCUCCAAAUUGAUCAGCAAGAUGCUGCUCAGAAAUAAACUUUUUUUUUUCCUGAACUUCGUUUUUCAGAUGUUCUAUAACGGUAAAGAUGUCUGUUGAUUCUUUUUGUGAGAUGAAUUUGGAAAAAGAGAAU
This is a messenger RNA of Nicotiana tabacum (common tobacco), 1686 nucleotides long. Lineage: Eukaryota; Viridiplantae; Streptophyta; Magnoliopsida; Solanales; Solanaceae. The record is from RefSeq and is a predicted model, not a curated record.